Microthlaspi erraticum is the source of this 372-nucleotide messenger RNA. The record is from the annotation of a GenBank genome assembly. Lineage: Eukaryota; Viridiplantae; Streptophyta; Magnoliopsida; Brassicales; Brassicaceae.
AUGACAUGCCUUCUCGUUGCGGUCACAACCACCGACGCAGUGUACCGUCCUUGGCCGCCGGAGUGCGUAGACGUCGCGAGCGUGAUGGUGGAAGAGUGCAGGUCGUUUUUCGUCCAAGAGGAGUCGCCGCCAACCGCCGAGUGCUGCCACUGGUUCAGUAGCCGCCGUGAUCAGGCGAAGGAGAGACGGAGGCUUUGCCGAUGUAUGGAGUUUCUGACCACAGCCGUCGUAUCACUCAGGUCAGACGUUUUGGCUCUCUCCGAUCAGUGCCAUUUCGGUGGUGGCUUCCCCAUGGCUAAAGACCACACAUGCGCUUGUAAGUUUUCAUUCUGCAAACCAAUCGCAAUUUCUUUGAUGCUUAAUCCGGUUUAG